Molecule: messenger RNA, 3086 nt
Organism: Daldinia caldariorum
Lineage: Eukaryota; Fungi; Ascomycota; Sordariomycetes; Xylariales; Hypoxylaceae
Product: MCM-domain-containing protein
Exons: 3
Coding region: 149-3076 (975 amino acids)
Biological process (GO): mitotic DNA replication; DNA replication initiation; double-strand break repair via break-induced replication
Cellular component (GO): MCM complex; nucleus
Molecular function (GO): ATP binding; single-stranded 3'-5' DNA helicase activity; single-stranded DNA binding
Source: RefSeq, a predicted model, not a curated record
CUCCUUUAAUUUUUCUAUCAAGGCGGACAACUCUUAAUUUUGAUAAUACCAAUCCCGAUAUCCCCCCUCCCUCCCCAACACCGACAACACCGAAAACACCGAAAUCCACACAAUUUCCUAGUUUCAGUGCGGAUCAUAUACCUUCAAAAUGGCGGCCUCUAGUGACGCCGGAAUGCUCAUGUCUGAUGCUCCGUCGAGAGCUGCUGCGACUCCCAGACCCAGACAGUUCAACAGAGGCUCCUCGGCACGACCUCGAGGGCCUCCCUCCGAAAGCUUAGCCGCUCCUAGCGACGAUGAAGCUGAGGGCUUUGCCGAUGACCAGAUUCCCGGUCGGUCAAGACAACGAGAUCCUGCUACUGUCCCUCGAGUAGAGGAUAGGAUCGGUAUUACUGUCCAAGAGCACUUUGAAAACUUCAUAGAAGAAUUCGUCGACGACCCUGUAUCAUCAGGUGCUCCGACGUCGAGUGCCGUUACUACAGACAAAUUCUACGUCGCCCAGAUCCACGGAAUGAGAAUUUACCAACUAUCGACUUUUUACGUCAACUAUAAUCACGUCGCUAGCUAUCAAAAUGGCGGUCUGGCUAAUGCCAUCAAUACUCAAUACUACCGAUUCCUCCCCUUCCUCACCAACGCCCUCCAUAAUAUGAUCGCCAAGUACGAACCACAGUAUUUCCGUGAGCAUCGACAAGCUACGACUUCCAGUAAUCAGACUACGUCGGGCGCAAGCAAUAUUGGCUCUGGAAGCCAAUCCGACGCGCAGGGCAACAAGACAGCGAACCAACAAACCGAUAAACUGUUCGCCAUCGCAUUCUAUAAUCUCCCUCUCGUCUCUCGUGUCCGAAGUUUACGUGCUAAGAACAUUGGCCAGCUCCUUUCUAUAUCUGGAACUGUCACACGUACCUCUGAGGUCCGACCAGAACUGUUCCUUGCAACCUUCAAUUGCGAGACGUGCCGUUCAGUGGUUCCAAAUGUUGAGCAGACGUUCCGAUAUACCGAGCCUACACAAUGUCCUAAUAUUCAGUGCGGAAACCGUCUAGCUUGGCAACUCGAUAUCCGACAAAGUACUUUUGUUGAUUGGCAGAAGGUCCGCAUUCAGGAGAACAGUUCGGAAAUUCCUACGGGAAGUAUGCCGCGGACGAUGGACGUUAUUCUACGAGGCGAAAUGGUGGAUCGUGCUAAGGCAGGCGAGAAAUGUAUUUUUACUGGUGCCUUGAUCGUGGUACCUGAUAUAAGUCAGUUAGGUCUUCCGGGAGUUCGGCCUACGGCGAUUCGAGAUGACCGGAAUGCGCCUCGAGGCAACGACGUCGGUGGUAGUGGAGUCUCAGGUCUGAAAUCCCUAGGUGUUCGCGACCUGACCUACCGACUGGCUUUCCUAGCCAAUAUGGUUACCCCUGAUACGUCUACGCCCGGCCAAUCCGCCUCGCGCCAAGUCCACGAUAUCAUUAACUCUUUAACCCAGACAUCUGCCGACACGGCUGAAACAGUCGAAGAAGCGCAGACCGCCGUGUUGAACUCUAUGACACCUAGCGAGAUCGACGAGCUCCGUGAGAUGGUCCAUAGUGACCAUAUCUAUCACCGCCUUGUCCAGUCGCUCGCGCCUACAGUAUAUGGCCACGAGAUCGUCAAGAAAGGUCUUCUCCUACAGUUGAUGUCUGGUGUCCACAAGACAACAGCUGAAGGAAUGGCCCUUCGAGGUGAUAUCAAUAUCUGUAUUGUUGGUGACCCAUCUACUUCUAAAUCUCAAUUCUUGAAGUAUAUCUGUUCCUUCGCACCACGUGCAGUCUACACGUCCGGCAAAGCUUCCUCAGCUGCUGGUCUUACAGCUGCAGUGGUUAAGGAUGAAGAGACGGGCGAAUUCACCAUUGAGGCUGGUGCUCUCAUGCUGGCUGAUAACGGUAUUUGCUGCAUCGACGAGUUCGACAAGAUGGACAUCGCCGAUCAAGUUGCUAUCCACGAAGCUAUGGAACAGCAAACAAUCUCUAUUGCUAAAGCCGGUAUUCAAGCAACCCUUAAUGCAAGGACGUCUAUUCUCGCUGCUGCUAAUCCGGUUGGUGGACGAUAUAACCGCAAGACUACGUUGCGAGCCAACAUCAACAUGUCAGCUCCUAUCAUGUCUCGUUUCGAUCUCUUCUUCGUAAUUCUUGACGAGUGCAACGAGACCGUGGAUCGUCAUUUGGCAGAACAUAUUGUGGGCAUUCACGCUCUACGUGAUGACGCUAUCGAACCAGAAUUCAGCACCGAAUGCUUACAGAGGUAUAUCCGGUUCGCGCGGACAUUCCGACCCGAGUUCACGCCCGAGGCUAAGGAGCGCCUCGUCGAAAAGUAUAAGGAGCUGCGUGCGGAUGAUGCCCAAGGUGGCAUCGGCAAGAACAGCUACCGUAUUACUGUCCGUCAGCUCGAGUCCUUGAUUCGGUUGUCUGAGGCCAUCGCUAAAGCGAACUGUAUCGAGGAAAUUACACCCGAUUUUGUAGAUGAGGCAUUUAAUCUCCUCCGACAGAGUAUCAUAUCGGUUGAACACGAUGAUGUUGAGAUGGAUGAAGACGAAAACGAGACACCCGAGGACUCGGCAACGCUUGUUGCUGCCGCGGACCAAGCUACGCGCGCUUCUUCAGCAGCCGCUCAGGACCAGGAUGAGGAGGGUGACUCGCCCAUGAACGACGGCGAGAAUGCAGAUGCACAAGGUAGUAGGGAACCUAGCUCUGCGGCACCGGCGAAGAAGAAGACGGCGAUCACGUACGAGAAGUACAUCAGCAUGGUGAACCUGAUCGUAUCGCGGGUGAACGAGGAUGAAGUGUCCGGGUCCGGCGAAGGUGUAGAUGGCGAUGCACUUAUAGAAUGGUACCUCGAGCAGAAAGAAAGCGAGCUGGAGGGUGAGGAGGAUUACCACCGGGAAAUGGGCGUCGCGAAGAUGGUGCUGAAGAAGAUGGUCAAAGACAACAUUCUGAUGGCGGUCCGCGGUGAGGGCCUAGCCGAGGAUGGCGACCAGGCCGCUGCCGCAGAUGGCGCAUCCGCACCCGCACCCUCGCAGAAGGUCGUAUAUGUGUUACAUCCCAACUGCGCUAUAGAGGAGGUCUAAGGACUAGGGU